Xiphophorus hellerii (green swordtail) is the source of this 2006-nucleotide messenger RNA. RefSeq names its product aconitate decarboxylase 1 (gene acod1). Gene Ontology annotation, biological process: defense response. The transcript is spliced from 5 exons. Gene Ontology annotation, molecular function: aconitate decarboxylase activity. Gene Ontology annotation, cellular component: mitochondrion. The record is from RefSeq and is a predicted model, not a curated record. Lineage: Eukaryota; Metazoa; Chordata; Actinopteri; Cyprinodontiformes; Poeciliidae. Bases 144 to 1568 code for a protein of 474 amino acids.
UGUGAAAGUACACACUUCUCAUCAAGGGAGGAUUGUAGCCACUUUGGAAAUUUGGCCGACCGGCCCUCACGCGGGCGAGCUAACUAUAAAAGACGAGGGCUCUUAGAGGUUUUGUCAAUUCAGAGCCUGGCUGAGUGCGAACAAUGCUGCGGAAGGGUAUUACUGAGAGCUUUGGAGCUGCUAUCCAUGCCCUGGGUGCCUCUCAGCUGACAGAUGGUGUGAUUAACAGGAGCAAAAGGAUGAUGCUGGACACCCUGGGUGUUGGGCUGUUAGGAACCCGGACAGCUGUCUUCAACAAGGCUCUUAAGUACAGCCAGCUGUUCACAUCGGAGCGCAGCAGCAGCAUUUGGGGAAGAUCAGAGAUAACGCUGCCUCCUUGUUAUGCCGCGCUCGUCAACGGCAUCGCAGUUCACUCCAUGGACUUUGAUGACACUUGGCAUCCAGCGACUCAUCCUUCUGGAGCCGUUCUGCCGGCUCUGCUGGCCCUGGCAGAGACGCUGCCCAGCCGGCCUUCUGGUCUGGACUUGCUGCUGGCAUUCAAUGUUGGCAUCGAGGUGCAAGGCAGGCUGAUGAGAUUCUCCAGGGAGGCUUACAAUAUCCCCGAAAGGUUCCACCCUCCCAGCGUAGUUGGAGUGAUGGGGAGCGCCGCGGCCUCAGCCAAACUCCUCGGCCUGUCUCCUUCUCAGUGCAGUCACGCGCUGGCCAUCGCAGCCUCCUCUGCCGGGGCGCCUUUGGCCAACGCCGCCACUCAAACCAAGCCGUUCCACAUAGGGAACGCAGCUCGGAGAGGCUUAGAAGCUGCCUGGCUGGCACAGAUGGGACUGGAGGGAAACCCUUCCAUGCUGGACAUGGACGUCGGUUUGGGAGUUUACUACAAUGACUACAGCCCUUCCACGAUGCCAGAUUGUGCCUCUGGUGCCUUCAGGUGGAUCCUGGAAGAUCAGGAUGUGGCAUUCAAGCGCAUCCCUGCUCACUUGGCCAUGCACUGGCUGGUGGACGCAGCUCUAGCAGCACGUGGGAAGCUCCAAGAGGCGGCCUGGAACUUUGACCUCAGCCAGAUCCAAAGGGUCACCCUGAGAGUGCCUCCGUCCAAGUACAUUAACUGCCCCUUUCCCACCACGGAGCAUCAGGCCAGGCACUCCUUCCAGUUCAAUGCCUGCUCGGCCCUGCUGGACGGCAAGGUGACGGUGGCUUCCUUCGAUGCAGCUCAAAUUAACCGUCCCGCUCUGAAGGAGCUCCUUUCUAAAGUUGAGGUGAAGACGCCGGCAGACAACCAUCCCAGCUUCGACAAGAUGUACUGCGAGGUCCAGAUAGAGACUGCUCAGGGGGAAAGCUGCACAGCCAGAUGCAAUACCUUUUACGGCCACUGGAGGAAGCCACUGAGUCAGGAGGACCUGGUGGAGAAGUUCAUAGUUAAUGCAUCGUCGGUAUUGUGCACGGAGGGAGUGGAGGGAGUGAUUGAUGUGAUUGGGAACAUUGAGAAGGUGACGGAGUGCUCAGUCUUGGGCUCGUAUCUGAGGAUGACCAGUAACACACUCGAGCAAGUGUACAGCACAGGAAUGAUCUGACUGCGUAAUUUAAAGAGACAGUGUUAUGCAAAAUAUAUUUGUCAUGUUAUAGUGUUAUUCCCUCAUCAAAAGCAUACCUGAAGUGUUGCUUAGAUUUUGUUUCAUGAAUGAUUGUGGUCUAAAUAAGCGCUGCCUUUCUCACCCUCUCCUGCUACCCAGCAGCUCAGCUCCUUCAGACUAGACAGCAGCAAUUAGCAAACACCUAAACUGAGCGUCUACUGAGCUAAUAAAAGGAGUUACUUGCUAUAUGAUGAGAUGCUGGUAAAAUCGUUGAAGGAAUUUUGUGAUGCUAAAUGCGACGUGUUGGAAAGAGCAGGAGCUUCUUAAAGAGACAGAGGCCCAAUUUCAAGGUGCUAAAUUGCAAAGUCGAAUUUCUUUUAGGUCAUGUUUUGUAUAUACAUCUUUUUUUAAGUGAAGCUAGGAGUUACUUGAUUGUAC